CUGUGAGGGAGAAGAGAAGUCAAAGGAAAGCAUGACCAAAACUUGGCACUUUCCUUGUGAAAGGAAUCAGCACAUUGGCAUCACCAUUUCCUUACGUGACAUAUUGGACUGUAAGAAACUUCAAAUGAACCUUCAUGAAACCCUGCUUUGACCGUCGUGCGUUCGAUCCAAUCAUGCAUGGAGUUGCACCGAAGACGUCGUCUCACGUACAUGCCAACUGCGAUCUCGUGGUCUUCACUGCAGCAGUAAAACACCGCCAUAGAGCUUCCCAGCAAUUUCGCUUCAUUUCAAUUCCUUGACCAAACAACUUCUCCUAUAUAUUGCUUCUCAUCUCCAUGAAGAAGAAGAAGAAGAAGUUGUAGUAGUAGCAGCAGCUCCAAGAAGAAGAGAGAUGGGGAAUGGCUUGAGCGGGAAGAAGCGAACCAUAACGGUGAUGAAGAUAGACGGCACCACCUUGAAGCUGAAGGCUCCGGUCCAGGCCGAGGAUCUGCUCCGAGACUACCGGGGCUACGACCUCCUCGAGUCCGAGGCGGUGAAGCAGCUCGGGGUUGGAGCCCGGCCGCUUGCUCCCGACGCCCCGUUGCACCCCGGGAAGCUGUACUUUCUCGUGCAGCUCCCCCGGGCGCCGGAGCAGCGAGCCCCGCGGAGGGCCUGGUCCGGGGGGCUGCCCGUGAGCGCCAGAGAGCGGCUGGAGAACCUCGCGUUUACCCGCCGGACCAUGUCGGACGUCUCGGUCGCCGGUAGGCCGUCGCGGGUCGAGGCGGAGGAGGGUAGCGAUGGCACGGUCCGCCUCAGGUUGAGGAUUCCGAAGGCCGAGAUGGAGAAGCUGUUGCAGGAAAGCAAGAACGACACUGAGGCGGCGGAGAAGAUUAUGGUGCUGUGUGUGGCGAAGAAUGGUGGCGCGCCGAAGCUGCCGGCGAUGGAAACUGGCCAGAAGGAGAAGCGAGCAAGGUUUGCUGCCAUGCCAGCUGAGAUUAUUGCUUAACGAAGAAGCAAGUGAAGGGGAAGCAGAUCACCAGGUCAUGGUUUCCAAUUGUGGAGACUGAAACUUGUGGGUGGAACCUGAGAAGCUGCUGAUGGUUUCCAAUUCCUACCAAAUUUAUAGCUUUCAUUUUUAUUCUUCUGGUUAUUUGAUUCUUUAUUAGUGCCCAAAUAAAUGUAAUCUCUAUUUCUAUCAACAACAAGACUUGCCUUUUCUCUCCACCGUGCUCUACUGUCAUGGCACUUCUCUUCUCGGUACGUAUGAAUGUAACUCCCCACAGCUGAGAGAGAGAGAGAGAGAG
Musa acuminata subsp. malaccensis (wild Malaysian banana) is the source of this 1283-nucleotide messenger RNA. RefSeq lists its product as uncharacterized. The record is from RefSeq and is a predicted model, not a curated record. Lineage: Eukaryota; Viridiplantae; Streptophyta; Magnoliopsida; Zingiberales; Musaceae.